Messenger RNA from Lepidothrix coronata (blue-crowned manakin), 3088 nucleotides. It is a transcript of the gene CACTIN, whose product is annotated as cactin, spliceosome C complex subunit. Gene Ontology annotation, molecular function: protein binding. Gene Ontology annotation, biological process: negative regulation of innate immune response; mRNA cis splicing, via spliceosome. The transcript is spliced from 11 exons. Bases 1 to 2892 code for a protein of 963 amino acids. Lineage: Eukaryota; Metazoa; Chordata; Aves; Passeriformes; Pipridae. Gene Ontology annotation, cellular component: spliceosomal complex; cytoplasm. The record is from RefSeq and is a predicted model, not a curated record.
AUGGGCACCCGUGUCUCUGGGUUUGCCGUCAGGCUCCUGGUGAAGGCUCUGGGGCAGAGCCAGGAGCUGGGUGUUUCCCCUCCCUCUCUGCGGAGCCGUUUCUCCAGACACGUGUACCCCGGUGUGAUAAAGCGCCCUGCGGUCCGUGCCGCGCUCUCCGCCUCCUGCUUUGGGGCAAAAGCGGCCGGAAUUGGGGCAGGCGGGACAGGCCCCGCCCCCCCCGCGCGGGGCUGCCCCUACGCCCGCCUGUCCGCGCCGGGGCCGCGGGCGGGCGGGGCGGGCGCAGGCGCGCUUGGGGCAGCCCCGCGCAGUGAGGCCCCGCGAGGCCCUGGGGCGGAGCCGCCGCCGCCGCCGAUGGGCUCCGGGACGCGCAGCCCCGGCCGGGAGCGGGACCGGGACCGGGAUCGGGACCGGGAACGGGAUCGGGACAGGGAACGGGAUCGGGACAGGGAUCGGGAGCGCUCCGGGAGCCGCGGGAGGCGUCGCCGCAGCCGGAGCAGGAGCCGCAGCCGGAGCCGGGGGCGCCGCCGGGAGCCGAGCUCAGGCCGGGGCCCGGGAGGCCCGAAGCGGCCUCGCUGCCGCCGGGCUCGGGCAGGGCCGGGCAGCGGGACCGGGGCCGGUGGGUCCCCAGCGCCGCCCGUGACGUCGGCCCGGGGCGGGUCCGGUACCGCGCGCUGUGCCGGCGCUGCCGCUGCCCCGUGCCAGGCCUCGCUGUGCCCUCCUUCCCCUGACACCCGGCUGUGCCGCUGCAGCUCCGACUCCAGCGGCGAGAGGCAGAAAUGGAAGAAGAAGAAGAAGAAAAGCAGCAGCAGCCGGGACCGGGACCGGGACCGGGACCGGGACCGGGACCGGGACCGGCCUCAUAAGGAGCGGAGGAAGCAGCGCUCGCGGUCCCGGGGCCGUUCGUCCAGCUCCAGCCCCGAGCGCCGCCGAGGACGGGAGCGGAGCCGAGAGCGGAGCCGGGAGCGCCGCAGGAGGAGGGAUGGAUCCAAGUCCUCCGUGUCCUCCGUCAGCUCCCCGUCCCCGGCCCGGCCCCACGGCCGCGAGGAGCCGGGACAGACCCUGAGCCUGCAGGAGCGGCUGCGGCUCCGGGAGGAGAAGAAGAAACAGGCGGCGCUGCUGAAGGCGCUGGAGACGCCCGAGGAGAAGCGGGCGAGGAGGUUGGCCAAGAAGGAGGCCAAGGAGAGGAAGAAGCGGGAGAAGAUGGGCUGGGGGGAGGAGUACAUGGGAUACACCAACACCGACAACCCCUUCGGGGACAACAACCUGCUGGGCACCUUCAUCUGGAGCAAGGCACUGGAAAAGAAAGGGAUCAGCCACCUGGAUGAGAAGGACCUGAAGGAGAGGAACAAGCGAAUCCAGGAGGACAAUCGUCUGGAGCUGCAGAAGGUGAAGCAGCUGCGCCUGGAGCGGGAGCGGGAAAAGGCCAUGCGGGAGCAGGAGCUGGAGAUGCUGCAGCGGGAGAAGGAGGCAGAGCACUUCAAAACCUGGGAGGAGCAGGAGGACAACUUCCACCUGCAGCAGGCCAAGCUGCGGUCUAAGAUCCGGAUUCGGGAUGGGAGGGCGAAACCCAUCGACCUUCUGGCCAAGUACAUCAGUGCCGAGGACGACGACCUGGCCGUGGAGAUGCACGAGCCCUACACCUUCCUGAACGGCCUCACCGUGUCCGACAUGGAGGACCUGGUGGAGGACAUCCAGGUUUACAUGGAGCUGGAGCAAGGGAAGAACGUGGACUUCUGGAGGGACAUGACCAUCAUCACGGAGGAUGAGAUAGCGAAGCUCCGCAAGCUGGAGGCCUCUGGAAAAGGGGGCCCAGGGGAGCGCCGGGACGGCGUCAACGCCUCGGUGAGCUCGGAUGUGCAGUCGGUGUUCAAGGGCAAGACAUACAACCAGCUGCAGGCACUGUACCAGGGCAUCGAGAGCAAGAUCCGAGCAGGAGGGCCCAACCUGGACAUCGGCUACUGGGAGAGCCUCCUGCAGCAGCUGAAGGCUUACAUGGCUCGGGCCAGGUUGCGGGAGCGGCACCAGGACGUGCUGCGGCAGAAGCUCUACAAGCUGAAGCAGGAGCAGGGUGUGGAGAGUGAACCGCUCUUCCCCAUCAUCAAGAGGGAGCCAGCCUCCCCCAGCGACAGGCUGGAUCCCGAGGAGAGCCUCGAGGCACAGCCAGGGCCGUCCUCGGAGCCGGAGGCGGAGCAGGACACGGAGGCCAAGGGCGAGGCGGAAGGGGAGGCCGUGCUGAUGGAGGAGGAUCUGAUCCAGCAGAGCCUGGACGAUUACGAUGCGGGCAAGUACAGCCCCCGCCUGCUGGGCCCCAACGAGCUGCCCUUCGACGCCCACGUGCUGGAGGCCGAGGAGGACACGCACCGGCUGCUGCUCCUGCGCCAGCAGCUCCAGGUGACAGGUGAUGCCUCGGAGAGCACCGACGACAUCUUCUUCCGCAAGGCCAAGGAGGGCAUGGGCGCGGACGAGGCUCAGUUCAGCGUGGAGAUGCCGCUCACGGGCAAGGCCUAUCUCUGGGCUGACAAGUACCGGCCGCGCAAGCCCCGCUUCUUCAACCGUGUCCACACGGGCUUCGAGUGGAACAAGUACAACCAGACCCACUACGACUUCGACAACCCGCCCCCCAAGAUCGUGCAGGGCUACAAGUUCAACAUCUUCUACCCCGACCUCAUCGACAAGCGCUCGACGCCCGAGUACUUCCUGGAGGCCUGCCAGGACAACAAGGACUUCGCCAUCCUGCGCUUCCACGCGGGGCCGCCCUACGAGGACAUCGCCUUCAAGAUCGUCAACCGGGAGUGGGAGUAUUCCCACCGCCACGGCUUCCGCUGCCAGUUUGCCAACGGCAUCUUCCAGCUCUGGUUCCACUUCAAGCGUUACCGUUACCGCCGGUGAGGGGCUGCUGAGCACCCCCCGGACUCCUGCCAGGGGUCUCGUCCCCUGGCACAGACACUGUCCCCUGGAUGUCCCCAGGGCCUGGCCCAGCACAGGGCAUAUUCCUGCAGCUUUUCCCUGUCCUUGCCUUUAUGCUGAGGGACCCUGAGACUUUGUUAUAAAUAAAAUAGGGGUUGUUUUAGCUGUGGGAUCCUGA